Molecule: messenger RNA, 1942 nt
Organism: Amphiprion ocellaris (clown anemonefish)
Lineage: Eukaryota; Metazoa; Chordata; Actinopteri; Pomacentridae
Product: F-box only protein 47
Exons: 11
Coding region: 139-1503 (454 amino acids)
Molecular function (GO): protein binding
Source: RefSeq, a predicted model, not a curated record
GAAGAAAGCAGUUUCGCGCCGCCAUCUCCUGAUGUGUUCCCAAACACAGACAGGGUAAGGAGCUAGCUGCCUUCACCUCACGUCCGACGUUUUGCUGCUGACAUUACUUACAGAACUGGCAAUUAACUGGUGGAGGCAAUGGUCAAGAAAGCAGCCAGAAACGUUGGCAAGUAUAAGUGGACAAAGAAAUCCCAGCGUUACAAGAAGACUCAUCACGACCCAGCGGUCAGGACCGUCAUGACCCGCAGCCAGAGCGCCUCCAGCGGCAGCUUUUUCCACCGAGUUCCUGCAGAGGUGUUCGGCAUGAUCCUUGAUAAACUGUCCGUGCUGGACAUCAGUGUGCUCAGCAUGGUGUCCAAGGACAUUACAAGAAAUGUUGUGGACUACAUCUCCACCUUAGCCUGGAAGAACAAAACCAUCAUCCAACGCUUUCAUCAGCCCUCCUGCCUUGAACAGAGAUCCACUAUUGAACACUACAGGAGCCUGGGUUUGUUGUUUAAGAGGUGCACCCUGUUACUACCAACAAAGGACAGGUUAAAGUUUAUCCUUGGCAGGUUUUCACAGAUUCCCUGCUUCAUGUUGGAGCAUUGUUUAACACCAGACUGCAUUGGUUUCUCCAGCUGUGGAGUCUUCCUCCAGACACUGAUUGCAGGGUGGGAUGAGCUGGAGUGCCACAGAGUGUUCAACUUCCUUUGUGAGCUGACAAACCUGCUGCAGAAAAUUGGAGCUGUAAUCACUGCAAAACCAGGGGCAAAGUGGCACCAGGAGCUACAGCUUCGUCUGUUCUGCCGUCAGGUUCUGUUGGACCCACAACCGAAUCAGGUAGAGCAUCAGUUCUGGCUCGUGCAGCUCCUGAAACCUUUGCCAAUGGUCAGCCAGGCUCACUUACUGUUCAUCCUCUACGGACCGCUACGGCCUGAGGGCUCUCUCGGCUGGCAGGAUCUGGUGGAGAGGGGUUUACCUCACAGUGCUCUGUGGGACCUGGCUAAGGCCAUCCUCGAGCUUUUCGGCCAAGUAGAAGUCAAAGGCUGGAACACUGACUCGAUGCUGGCAGUCUUGGAGGAACUCACUGUUAUUCCUCAACCAUGGCAUGUGGAGAACAUAGCUCGUCUUUUAGUGCUGUGUGGCAGCAACCUCUGCUACACUGUUCUGGCCAGCAAGGCCCUCAGUGGGCGACUCACUGAGAUCUCGAGACUCAUCGUCUACAUCGUACUGGUGUGUGAGAAGGACGGCUAUCACAUGGGCUGGGCAGUGAAGUUGGUGCAGCAGAUCAGCAAGGUCUUCAGCACAGUUCCUGAGAAAUUGUGCUUCAUCCAACAACUGGAGAACAUGUUUUCAGAAGUCACCAGGGAAUUCUUUGAGUUUUCUGUUGCAGGCAACCACUUUGAAGAUAGAGAGAUUUUCCCGACCCUGUGUAUCCUCCUGGACUCCAGAGCUCACUUCCACACUAAUUUCAUCCACAUGUUUCUCCAGCAGGAAUUACACAGAUUGAAAGAGAUGUAAUGAAGAGUGAAAGAAGAGAUGGGAAGAAACAAAGUCAAAAAUGAAGGGGGUUAACGAAUGAAGUAAAUGAGAUGGGCCUUUACAACAAGAGCAGCAUCAAACAGGUCCUGAAAACAGACUUGAACAUGGGGAGCACUUAUGUGUUCGUUUUAAUUUCAGAGAAAGCAGAGGGUAGAUAUGGUUCGUAAACAGCACUGCACUUGUUGGUUAAAAAGAGAGCUGUUGAAAAUAGCAUCGUUCAUAAAAACAGUACGUUUGUCUCAAAGUUUUACAAUCUUGAUCUGAAACCAUCUUGAAUAUUACCUUUUAUUAACAGUAUUUAAUAUUUAUUCAUUAACAAUAGCAUUAUUUAUUUGACUAUUCACAUUGAACCUCUAUUUAAAUAUAGCUGUGACAGAAUGGAGAAAUAUUUUUGUUAUUCAAUAAACUGACAUUUUCA